AUGAAUAAUCCACUUGGCCUGAUUAUUGCUCCAACAAGAGAACUCUGUAUGCAGAUAGAGAAACAGGCUAAAGAACUAAUACAAGGCUUGCAGAGCAUGAAGACAGCACUACUUGUUGGUGGUCUGCCUAUUCCUCCCCAGCUUUACCGCCUCCAGACAGGAGUACAGAUUAUUGUUGCUACUCCAGGGAGGCUUUACGAGCUCCUUAGCCAAUCCAGUGUUGAUCUUUCAUUUAUCAAGCUCUUUGUGUUGGAUGAAGUUGAUACCAUGCUGCAGUUGGGAUUUCAGCACCAAGUAAUGUUGUUGUUACUAACCUAUUUUCAGUUUUAAAAAAGUCAUCAAUUGAACAUAGAGGCUUUUCCAGACUUGCCAACCCAUAAGAGGCAAAAAAUCGUGAUAUUCUUAACCUAGAGCUGCCAAAAGUAGUGGGAACUGGGAAAAAGUCGUGAGAUGUACCAAAUUUCCUAGUGUAAGCACUUACAGCAGGGAGUUAGGGUAUUACAAGUCCCAUAUUUUUAAAGCUACAUCAGUAAACGUCAAAAUGACAAAGAUAUGUUGGCUGAAGAAUGUAAAAAAUGCACCGAGUUGGCAAUUCACACCUUUACUAAUCAAACCCGACUGCUAGGCAUUUUCUUUAGACUAAGUUUGCUAUGGACCCUAGGGAUGGUCCAAAAAAACCUUUGGAGUAUGACUUUCGCGAAAGUGUGAGAAAUCAGAGAGAGCAUGAGAUAGGUCGUUAAAUGGUGUGGCUUACAACAAAGUUGUGAGACUUGGCAAGUCUGCUUUUCACAUGACGUCGCAUCUGCCAUUUUGGUGUCCCAAAACAGUAAAACCGUGGCCAUGUUGGUGUGGUAAACCAGUCCUUUGAGAGUUGAACUCUUGUCGUAUGUAAACAUUUUAUUUUGUAUCAAUUCAUUUGCAUAACUGUUGGCCACAUGAGGGAAAAUACUCCAUACUUAAUACAAAUGUAUUCAUUUGUUUAUUUACUGCCCGCUAUGCCCGCUGACAUGAAGGGCGGCAACAAACGUCCUCCACUCCUUUCUGUUCUAGGCCAGCUUCCGGAUGGUACCCCAGGUGUGGUUUAGGGUCUUCAUCUCUCCCUUUACCGUUCAUUGCCAGGUGUUCUUUGGUCUGCCUCUCUUGCGCUUGCCUUUUGGUGUCUAAUCCACCUCCACCUGCUCCUCAUGAUGAUGGUCUCCAUCCUGUCCCGACGACAACGAGCAAACAGUUGUUCAUUUGAGAUGCUGUUGGACCAGAAGAUUCUCAGGAUUCUCCGCAGGCUCUUUGUGUGGAAAAUGGAGAGCUUGCUAUGCUCACUGGAAGUCAUCCUUAAAACACUUUAGGCCAUAUAACAAGGUAGAAAGUACACAGCUCUGGUACACCUUCAGCUUUGUCUUUGUGCGGUACGCUGGACCUCCAAAAAUUGUUGAGCAUUCUGAAGAUAUUUCUGGCCUUGCUUAGAUGGUUUUUAACGUUGUUAACUGCUCCUCUAUCACAUCUAACAGUGCUGGCCUGAGUAGGUAAACUGCUCAGUCCUUGGUAGAUCUUCUCCAUUCACCUGCACGGAUGGGAGUUUGGGAUGUUCAAUGUCAUCACCUGUCUUCUUCUGGCUGAUCUUCAGGCCUAUCUGCAGAGCGUAUGUGUUAAGGCGAGAUGUCUCCUCGUGGAUGUGUUGGUGGGUGUGGGAGACCAGAGCCAGGUUAUCAGCCAAGUCCAGGUCUUCAAGAGCUCUUAAGAGGGUCCAUCCUAUGCCUCCUGUCCGAUCUUCUGUUGUUCGUUGCAUCACCCAGUCAAUAGGGAACUUACGAAACUACGACGGCGACGGCAAUGGCAACGUCAAAAAGCAAUAGGUUUAGUUAGCAAAUCAACAACUCUGCACGUGCAUCACGCUUUUUUGUACAUUUCCUUGCUGUCCUUGCACUACUACCGCAUGAAAUGACCAAAUUUUAAGUUUUUUUGAGGACGGGAACAGCAACUGAUAAAUUCUACCAUCUGUGUCUGAACUCGGGUGCGGACCCCUCUCUUCAGCUCCAGCACAAAUUCCCGUCUUUUAAGUAGCUGGGCGACUUGGGAUAAUCGCAAAGUGGUUUGAAAGGAUGCGGAGUCUAUUUUUCAGCGAAGUUUUCAUGGACGUCCCUGUUGUCGGAUCAUAAGGUCCCUAAUGGUGAUGUUGAACAGGAGAGUUGACAUCACACAGCCUUUCCUCUCUCCAGUCUGCAUUUGGAAACUGUGGUCGUUGUUUCCUUCUGUGCAUGUGAAAUUGUUGUGAAAGCUCUUGAUGAGAAGACAACUUGGACAACUUGGAGUAUACGACAAAGGCUGUCCCUGUGUAUGCUGUUAAAAGUUGAUGUAGAACUGUCUCUGCCAUUCCGUGCACUGCUCGAUGAUGAUGAUGACAUCAGCUUCUUCUGUUUGUGACAGCCUGUUCAGGACUUCACUGAUGUGUUCUACCCAGCCAGUGUCUAUCUCUGCUUCUGAUGUUAGCAAUCAUCCCGGAUUGUCUCUAACUGGUGUAUUGGUAGGUCCAUGAUACUUGCCGCAGCUUACCUUGGUGAUCUUAUACAUCUUCCCUUGCUCUCCUUUGCUGGAUGCGUCUUCUGCCUGCCUUCCAAGGUCAUCUAUGAACGCUCGUUUGUCUGCUGUUGCCAAUUUCUUCACUUUUCUGUCUGCCUCUUGGCACUGUUGCUUGUGCCUUUCUUUAAGCUUCUCGGAAUUGGCCUCAAUGAACUGUUUCUUCAAGUGUCACCAAGUUUCUGCUGGGAUUCAUUCCUUCUUCCUUUCUCUUGUACCCAAGCCAGCUUUACUAGUCUGAUCAGAAUGCGUGUAGUCCUCCAAAUCUGCCAGGGCUUGAAACUUUUUCUUCAGAUGCAGAACAAAGGUACUUGUAACUUUAGGGUUUUGUAUUUUCUCCACGUCAAACCGCUGCUUUCAGGGUCUUUUACCCCAUGUUUUCCUCAGCUUCACUCUCAAUUCUGCCACAACCAUAUCGUGAUCACUGCCAAUGUCAGCUCCCUUCUUCUCUCUGACGUACAUAAGUGACAGCUGCCAGGUACCGUUGAUCUUGAAGUGGUCUAUCUGUUUUUUAUCCCUUUUGUUGGGAGAUUACCAUGUCAGCUUGUGGAUAUCUUUGUGUGGAAAGAGUGUUCCUCCGAUGAAGAGGUCGUAAAUUGUGCAGAGUUUCACCAGCCACUCUCCAUUCUCAUUAAUGGUACCACAGCCCUCUCUUCCUACGGCUCUCUCGUAGUUGGUGUUAUCUCUUCCAACCUUUGCAUUCAUGUCCCCCAUCACAAUGUUCAUGUCAUGCCUUGGUAUUUCUUCUAACUCGGCUUGCAACAGAUCAUAAAAUGUGUUUUCACUUCUUCAUCAUUGUUACUUGUAUGAGCAUAACACUGUUUGAUCGUCAAAUUGAUCUGCUUCCAUCUCACCCUGAUCUUUUAUAAGUCUGCUGUUGACAGGUUUCCACUCCAUCAAGCAAUUCCCUGUACCUUUCCUGAGGAUGAUGGCCACCGCCUAAUUUUGUUGGUUGUCAUCUCUUCCUGAGUUUUGAACUGUCUCUCCUGUAUUAGUUCUGAGUCUUUUCCAGACCCCAUCCAUCUACUCUCAAUAAAUCUUAGGAUAUGCAGAUUGUAGUGUCUUAUCUCUGAUGUUACUUGACCAAACCUACCGAUCUUAUUCAUUGUCCUCACAUUCCAAAAUCCUAUCCUGGUCAUCCUAUCCUCGGAUUUGGUGCUUAGGACAGAUUCCAUCUUCCUAUCAGCUUUCACCACUUUGUUUCAUCCAAGUAUCUUCCGAUAACUCUGGAAGCCCAUUACAACCAGUUGUUUUGGUUCCUUCUGUUGCUCCUUUCGUAAUAAAAGACUUUUUAUGGGACUGGAUUGUUAGUCCAGUGCCCAAACCCCAACCUGGAGGGACAGUGGAUCUCUUUUCGUCUGACCUCUACUCUUCGACCUGCCCAGCAUGGGUGGCCCAGCCACUCUCUCCAGGUCACUGAGGUACACAAGCCUCUUGACCACUGACAACAGGGUAAUAAUCCUCCAGGGAGACUUAAUACAAAUGUAAGGCAAAAAAUAUGAUAACUGUUUUUAGGUGAUUUUGGAGAAAAAUAAGCUCUUUGAACCUUUCGUUACAAAAAUUUUACCACUUCUCUGUGAAAAUAACGGACAAUUUAAAAAAGCCUUGCAAGCAAGAUGAGAUUUUCGUGGUGUACGUAUAGGCAAAUAGUUCUUUUCUUUGUUAACUGCUGCUAAUGUUUUCAUGACAGGUUCAAUCAAUUUUGAGGAACUUACCUGAAGUGAAACAAACCUUAAUGUUUUCAGCCACAAUUCCUCCGUCAAUUGAAAGGAUGGCUUCCCGGCUUCUUAUAAAUCCUGUGUGCAUCUCUGUUGGGUUGCCAAGUGCACCUAAUGAUUCUGUUAAACAGAUUGUGCUAUGGGUAGAAGACAAGUCCAAAAAGAAACGCCUUUUCUCAAUUCUUCUGGACUCCAAACAUUUCAGGCCUCCAGUUGUUGUGUUUGUGGAUUCCAAGAUGGGUGCUGAUCUGCUUGCAGAGGCAAUACAUGAGGUACNCACUGACAACAGGGUAAUAAUCCUCCAGGGAGACUUAAUACAAAUGUAAGGCAAAAAAUAUGAUAACUGUUUUUAGGUGAUUUUGGAGAAAAAUAAGCUCUUUGAACCUUUCGUUACAAAAAUUUUACCACUUCUCUGUGAAAAUAACGGACAAUUUAAAAAAGCCUUGCAAGCAAGAUGAGAUUUUCGUGGUGUACGUAUAGGCAAAUAGUUCUUUUCUUUGUUAACUGCUGCUAAUGUUUUCAUGACAGGUUCAAUCAAUUUUGAGGAACUUACCUGAAGUGAAACAAACCUUAAUGUUUUCAGCCACAAUUCCUCCGUCAAUUGAAAGGAUGGCUUCCCGGCUUCUUAUAAAUCCUGUGUGCAUCUCUGUUGGGUUGCCAAGUGCACCUAAUGAUUCUGUUAAACAGAUUGUGCUAUGGGUAGAAGACAAGUCCAAAAAGAAACGCCUUUUCUCAAUUCUUCUGGACUCCAAACAUUUCAUGCCUCCAGUUGUUGUGUUUGUGGAUUCCAAGAUGGGUGCUGAUCUGCUUGCAGAGGCAAUACAUGAGGUACGUCAGUCAGAAUAAAGGAAAGAAUCUAUAUUGGAUAUAUGUUUGUUGGGCAAAAGAUUCUAUUCAACUUUUGAUUUAGGCCUAAUAAUAAUAAUUUAUUUCUAGCGCGUUACAUUUAAUCUCAAUGCUCUUACAAAAAAUAAAAUACGUCAGAAAAUUACAAAUAAAUUCAAAAAUAAAAGUAAUAUUACGAUUCUAAUUUAAAUAAAGUAAAUAAAAAUGUUUUAAGUCUAAUUUGUCUUAAACAUUGGUCUAUAUAGACACGAAUUGUCAUUAACAUUUGAACGGAGACUACUAUCCGGUUGAUGAACAUUGAAUAGAUCAUUCAAAUACUUGGGUGCUAAACCAUUUAAAAUCAUAUAUAGGUAAUGAGCAAAAACAUAAAGAUGAUACGUUCUCUAACGGGCAGCCAAUGAAGCGUGUGGAGAAUUCGAGUGAUGUGAUCUCCUUUCCUAGUUUUUGUAACCAGUCGAGCGGCUGAGUUCUGAAUACGCUGAAGUUUCUAGAUUUCUUUAUCAGGGAGCCACACAAUAGACUGUUGCAAUAGUCCAAUUGAGAGGACACAAAGGUGUGAAUCAGUUUUCUGUUCUCGGUUGAUCCAGAUGCUAGCGAAUAUUACCGAUACGCUUGAGGGCAAAGGAUGCAGAUUUGCAGAGAUUACUCACAUGAGUAGACAUCAUCAAGUACUGGUCAAGGGUCACCCCAAGAUCACAGGCACUUACGCUUGCCUUGCUCAUAGAGCCAUCAAUAGUCACCAUGGCUACAGGCUAUACUGUAGAUAACGAGAUGAAAAAUGCACAAUUUCCUUUUUUAAUGAGUUGCACAUUAAUUUGUUCUUAGUCAUCCUUGACCUUCCAAGUAUGAUAGACGAGCUGGACAAUUUUGCAUAAUUCUCGAAACUGUCUUGGUAGAUGGAUAAAAACGUAGACACUUUAUUUUACGUAGAAAAUAUGCUUAUACUUGGCACUGGUAAAAUUAAGGAAAUAAUUGAAAUACAAAUUACAUCUAAAAUUAAGAUAAAUAGAUAAAUUUUCUUUGCCAUCGCUAUCUAUACGUCCUUGUUUGUUGUAUAUAUAACAGUAAAAAAAUCUUAACACAAAGAGUAAACUAUGUUGUUAAAACAAAUGACUUAUAUAGCAUGUAACAAUGAAGAUACAAAGCACAUGCACUCAACAGGGACCACUAAAUGUAACUUGAUAGUAAUGGAGUGGUAUGAUUUAUUCUUAGAUGUGUGAUCUUGCAUGUUUGUCUAUGCAUGGUGACAAAUCACAGAGUGAAAGGAAUAAAGUGCUGGAGUCAUUUCUUGCUGGUGAAUGUCCUGUUCUUGUUUGCACACCAGUACUUGGAAGAGGAAUUGAUCUUCCCAAUGUUAGCCAGGUAAACAUUUAAACACUAAGAGUCCAUUUUCUUAUUUUAAUACAUGUACAUAUAGUAUAUAUCACAAAAUAGUAACCUCUGUUCAUAAGGUGAUCCAUUUGAAGACAUAGUAAUGAAAAAGAAUUUGAAGAUUGUGCGUUGAAAUUUGAACGUCUCCCACCAAAAAAUGUCUCUGUUUUUCUAUUGGCAGUAGACUAUUAUUUAUAGUUUCUAAAUACGCUAUGUUUAAUUUUUUUAUACUUGGAUCAGAUUAAUGGCUCACUUGAACCUUAACAGACGGUAGCAUAUAAAGUGGUCAGCAAACUAGCCAUACCAUUAACAAAUAAUAAUUAAAAUGAUUACUACAACCCCCUCUCCAACAAAAGAAAAACAAGUUUUUAAAUGAGAUAAAACAUGCUUAACUCGAUUCGUCUUCAUUUGCCUAUUCCUCGGCAACUUCAGGAGAUAAGAGUUGCUCAGUGUAAGAGGUAAUCUUCAAAAAGCAGUUUAAUUCCGUCGAGUUGUAUUUUAGGUGUUUUUGCUAUGUUUUUAGGCAGUACUUUGGCUAAUUCUUUUUUUCAAAACGUGUGAAAUUUUCCGCCAUUUUCUUGAGUUCUAGCAAAGCAGCUGAGUUGAGCUGGUUGCCGCCCUUUCUUCUUUCGAUAUCCUGUACUGUUGACGUCAUUUUACUAGAUAUCGCAAACGUCUUCCAAAUUUGGUGAACACUAGCUAGUUUUGGAGAAUUAACCAGAGGAUUUGUGCCAAUCAGCAAACGAUAAAUAUUUUGAAUGAAUAAUACUUGUACAUUUGCGCCAUUUAAGAUUUUAUCACUGCUUGCUGUUCGCAGUUACCCGAAAAACUGUAGUUUAAAGAAAAAGAGAGAGAUAAGAAAGGGUUUAAAUAGACUAAUGAAUGUUUGCGUUUCAGGUGAUCAACUUUGAUAUGCCUUCAUCAGUUGAGGAAUAUGUCCACCAAGUGGGGCGAGCUGGCAGAUUAGGGAAA
Porites evermanni is the source of this 7478-nucleotide messenger RNA. NCBI's taxonomy places the organism in Eukaryota, Metazoa, Cnidaria, Anthozoa, Scleractinia, Poritidae. The record is from the annotation of a GenBank genome assembly.